AUGUUGAUUGCCUUGACUGCGGCGCAGAGGUGUCAGACUUUGACCUUUUUGGACAUAUCUGAGCAAUAUAUGCAGAAGAAUGAUACACGUUUUAAUUUUGCCUUAACUGAACACCUUAGGCAGGACAAACCUGGCAAGGUGUUUGGCAAUGUACGCCGUUACAAGUACAGUAUCCAGUAAGGGAACUGUGUGUUUAUGAAACAUUAGAUUAUUACCUACAGGCUACUGAAAAGCUCAGGAAUUUUUCAAAAUUGCUUGUUUCGUACAUUAAGCCCUAUAAGGCAGUAGCCUUGUCUACUAUUGGGGGCUGGAUCAAAACUUUGUUGGGACAAGCAGGGGUUGAUACAGAAAUAUUUUCUGGUCAUAGCACUAGGUGUGCUUCGACGAGUAAACUGAGUAAAUCUCUUAUGUCAGUUUCCACUGAUGUGAUUCUAGCUACAGCUGGUUAG
Porites evermanni is the source of this 449-nucleotide messenger RNA. NCBI's taxonomy places the organism in Eukaryota, Metazoa, Cnidaria, Anthozoa, Scleractinia, Poritidae. The record is from the annotation of a GenBank genome assembly.